This is a messenger RNA of Symbiodinium sp. CCMP2456, 1548 nucleotides long. Lineage: Eukaryota; Dinophyceae; Suessiales; Symbiodiniaceae. The record is from the annotation of a GenBank genome assembly.
AUGAAGGAGCGGGUGAGGAAAGCUCGGGAAGCACAGCAGCUCUGGAAGACUUCCUCCUUUGCUCGGAGGCGUUAUCUGCUGCGUACCAUCCAGCAGUUCGUCUUGGAGAACAUGGACACCAUUUGCACGGUUGCCUGUCGAGACUCUGGCAAGACGGUAUUGGAUGCCAUGGUCGGAGAGCUUACCGUGACGCUGGAGAAGCUUCGUUGGACCAUCGCAAAUGGCGAGAGUUCUCUUCGUCCCGAGUACCGGGACUCUGGGCUCAUGAACUUGCACAAGACAAGUCGUGUCGAGUGGGAGCCAGUGGGUGUAGUGGGGGCCAUCGUGCCUUGGAACUAUCCCUUUCACAAUGUGUUCAAUCCGAUGAUCGCUGCCCUGUUCUCAGGGAAUGCGAUUGUGAUCAAGGUCUCCGAGUUUGCGGCUUGGUCCAGUGUCUACUUGGCGAAGGCGUUACGCCAAUGCCUCGAAGCUGCCGGGGCUCCUGUGGAUUUGGUGCAGCUUUGUGCAGGUUACGGGCAGGCCGGGAAAGCGCUGGUCGAAGAAUGCGACAAGCUGAUCUUUGUGGGGAGUGUGCAAGUGGGGCGCAAGGUGAUGGAAUGUGCCAGCCGAGCGGAGCAAAUCACCCCCGUGAUUCUGGAGCUUGGGGGCAAGGACCCCUUCGUGGUCUGCGAGGAUGCUCAGGUCGAUGAGGCGAUGACGCAGCUCGUGGUGCGCGGUGCCUUCCAAAACAUGGGGCAGAACUGCGCAGGGCCCGAAAGGUUCAUCGUCUAUGAGCAAGUUUACGAUCUCUUCUGUCAGAAGGUCACAGAUCUCGUAAAGCAGCUGAAGCAGGGGCCACCCUUAGGCUCUGAAGGCAGUUUCGUGGACUGUGGGGCCUGCGUGCACCCACCCAGCCUUCUCAACUACCAACGCCUUGUCGACGACGCAGUGUCCAAAGGUGCCAGGGUAUUGUGUGGUGGCAAGAAGAACACUGCCUGGGAGGCUCAAUUCUUUGAGCCUACAGUGCUUUGUGACGUGACGGAAGGGAUGCUGAUCGCAGAGGAGGAGACAUUUGGGCCGAUUUUGUCGAUUUUUAAAGUGAAGGGCGAGACCGCGGAGUUGGCGGAUGCUGAGGCCCUUCGCUUGGCCAACGCUUGCCGCUUCGCUUUAAGUGCCUGCGCACACUCGGCCUCCGAGACGAGGGCGGCCAAGCUCUGCCGAAGCUUCGAGAGCGGCAUGGCCAGCGUCAACGACGUCGAGGGCACCACCUACCUCAGCCAAUCCUUACCCUUCGGGGGAUACAAGGACUCGGGCUUCGGCCGCUUCGCGGGACCGGAGGGCCUCAGAGGUUUGUGCCACGAGCGGUCCUUGGUCCAGAACCGCUUGGCUUUCUUGAAGCCCAGCAUCCCUCCGGCCAUCGCCUACCCGGCCAGGGGCCAUGGCGAGGCCUUCUGUCGAGGACUCAACUUGCUGCUCUACGGCAGCCCGAUGCAAAGACUCCAAGGCAUUUUCCAGCUUGCAGGCGCCAGCGCCGCAAGCACCCAGGCGGGCGGUGCAAAGAAAGAUUGA